Messenger RNA from Acaulospora colombiana, 641 nucleotides. The record is from the annotation of a GenBank genome assembly. NCBI's taxonomy places the organism in Eukaryota, Fungi, Glomeromycota, Glomeromycetes, Diversisporales, Acaulosporaceae.
AUUCAAUGGGACGUUAUACUUGCAAUCAAAAGAUUCUAUCGAAACUCCUGGUUUCACUAGUUACGGUUCUUACAUAUUAUCCACCAAUGAUCAUGGAUACGCUAUAGUUUACGUUAACCGCACAUCAUCAUUGUCAUCACCGCUUUUCGCUAAUAAAACCACCGCAAUCAAAACACCUUCUAGCCUAAUAGAGGGCCUCGUUUUCUGCGACAUAAAUUUUAGCGGCUUUGGCCUAGUAUGCACAUUCCCCAUAACUCGGAGCGGACUUAGUAUUUAUUAUUUAAAAGUAUUCUUCCUGUCGUCAGGGAAAAUAAUAUCCUACUCUCCAACACUCAAUUUACUUCAAAAUGCAAAUGUAAGCCUUGGCUUUGAUAGGUGGAUAGUAGAAGGAAUGCCCUUCGGUGGCUGUACGAUGAAUGCCAAAAUGCCAUUAUUAAAUGGGUCAACUGAAUACUAUCUUUAUGCUUACGGAGAGAAUGGCAACAGAAUUUUUGUCGACCUACCGCAACCGAUGAUUGCAAAUACUUUUGCCGCGAGUGGUAUUACGAAUAACAAUAAUACCUUCUUACUUGCUCAACCGGAAUCGAAUAACUCUUGGACUUUACUCACCUACCAAUUGCCCAAGGUUUUUGGUGAUUUAG